Zalophus californianus (California sea lion) is the source of this 1071-nucleotide messenger RNA. RefSeq names its product H6 family homeobox 1 (gene HMX1). The transcript is spliced from 2 exons. The record is from RefSeq and is a predicted model, not a curated record. The coding region runs from base 1 to 1071 and encodes 356 amino acids. Gene Ontology annotation, biological process: negative regulation of DNA-templated transcription; regulation of transcription by RNA polymerase II. Gene Ontology annotation, molecular function: RNA polymerase II transcription regulatory region sequence-specific DNA binding; DNA-binding transcription factor activity, RNA polymerase II-specific. Gene Ontology annotation, cellular component: nucleus. Lineage: Eukaryota; Metazoa; Chordata; Mammalia; Carnivora; Otariidae.
AUGCCGGACGAGCUGACGGAGCCCGGGCGUGCCACGCCGGCCCGCGCCUCCUCCUUCCUCAUCGAGAACCUGCUGGCGGCCGAGGCCAAGGGCGCCAGGCGCGCGGCCCAGGGCGGCUGCGGCGGCGGCGGCGGCGGCGGCGGCCGCGAGGACGAGGACGACGACGACGACGACCCGGAGGACGAGGACGCGGAGCAGGCGCGGAGGCGGCGGCUGCAGCGGCGGAGGCAGCUGCGCGCGGGCGCGGGGCCCGGCGGGGAGGCGCGGGCGCGGGCGCUGCUCGGGCCGGGCGCGCCGGGCCUCGGUCCCCGGCCGCCCCCCGGCCCCGGGCCGCCCUACGCGCUGGGCUGCGGCGGCGCGACGCGCUGGUACCCUCGGGCGCACGGCGGCUACGGAGGUGGCCUCAGUCCGGACACCAGCGACCGGGACUCACCGGAGACAGGCGAGGAGAUGGGCCGAGCCGAGGGCGCCUGGCAGCGGGGCCCCGGGCCGGGAGCGCUGCAGCGAGAGGCAGCCGAGCUGGCGGCGCGGGGCCCGGCGGCCGGCCCGGAGGAGGCGGCGGAGCUGGCGGAUGCUCCCGCCGUGGCGGGCGAGGCGCGCGGCGGCGUCGGCGUGGGCGGCGGCCGCAAGAAGAAGACGCGCACGGUCUUUUCGCGCAGCCAGGUCUUCCAGCUCGAGUCCACUUUCGACCUGAAGCGCUACCUGAGCAGCGCGGAGCGCGCGGGCCUCGCCGCCUCCCUGCAGCUCACCGAGACGCAGGUCAAGAUCUGGUUCCAGAACCGUCGCAACAAGUGGAAACGGCAGCUGGCGGCCGAGCUGGAGGCGGCCAGCCUGUCACCGCCGGGCGCGCAGCGCCUCGUCCGCGUGCCGGUGCUCUACCACGAGAGCCCCCCGGCCGCCGCCGCCACCGGGCCCCCGGCCGCCGCGCUGCCCUUCCCGCUGGCGCCAGCCGCGCCCGCGCCGCCGCCGCCGCUGCUUGGCUUCUCCGGGGCCCUGGCCUACCCACUGGCCGCCUUCCCGGCAGCUGCCUCCGUGCCCUUCCUGCGGGCGCAGAUGCCCGGCCUGGUGUGA